CGCGACAAAUAAAUACGUGGUACUCAGCUUUUAAGAAAAACUUUUUUUUUACUAUUAUUAUUAUUCAUUAAACACCAUGGCUAACCAACAUUUAACCGACGAUUGUCUUUUCUGUAAAAUUAUCAGAGGCGAGAUUCCUUCUUGUAAAAUUGCUGAAACCGAUAAGAGUUACUGCUUCCUUGACAUCAACCCCUUGAGUGAAGGUCACGCUCUUGUUAUCCCCAAAUUUCACGCAGAAUUCUUGCACCAAGUUCCAGAUGACAUUCUUGCCGAUAUGUUACCUUUAGCUAAAAAGGUUGCGCUUGCAAGUGGAUUAGAUGCCAGUCAAUACAAUAUUUUGCAGAAUAAUGGACCUUUAGCCCAUCAGGUUGUAAAACAUGUUCAUUUCCAUAUUAUCCCCAAGCCUGAUGCCAAACAAGGACUUCAAAUUGGUUGGCCCCAACAAGUUAUCUCUCAAGAUGAUCUCAAAACCACAUUGGGCCGUAUUAAGGAAAAGCUUUAAAAAAAAAAAAACCGUGUAAGGUCACCGUGUAAAUCUUCAUAAAACAAACAUUUUGAUUGGAGAAAACCGUGGGUAAAGUGACUGUUUCUCCACUUUUUUUUUUUUUUUGGAAAAAAAAAAUAAAUUUUGCCGAAAAAAUUGUGUACCUUA
Messenger RNA from Mucor mucedo, 652 nucleotides. RefSeq names its product HIT-like domain-containing protein. The record is from RefSeq and is a predicted model, not a curated record. Gene Ontology annotation, biological process: nucleotide metabolic process. The coding region runs from base 77 to 502 and encodes 141 amino acids. Lineage: Eukaryota; Fungi; Mucoromycota; Mucoromycetes; Mucorales; Mucoraceae. The transcript has 7 exons. Gene Ontology annotation, molecular function: catalytic activity.